Messenger RNA from Guillardia theta CCMP2712, 639 nucleotides. RefSeq lists its product as hypothetical. Bases 1 to 639 code for a protein of 212 amino acids. The transcript has 2 exons. Gene Ontology annotation, molecular function: S-adenosylmethionine-dependent methyltransferase activity. NCBI's taxonomy places the organism in Eukaryota, Cryptophyceae, Pyrenomonadales, Geminigeraceae. The record is from RefSeq and is a predicted model, not a curated record.
AUGCCGCCUUCUGAGAGGAGAAGAGCUGAUGAGAGCGAUGACAGCAUCUUCUAUCAAAGCCCUCGUCUUGUUUAUCAUGCCGAUCAUGAUUGUCUGCAACGUCUCACCGACAUAUACAAGUCGCUGAUUCCUGCCGAUCGCCGCGUACUGGAUCUUGGGUCUUCCUGGGUUUCGCAUCUUCCUGAUGAUGUGGAGUAUGCGCAAGUAGUUGGUGUGGGACUGAACGAAGUCGAACUUAGAAGUAAUCACAGACUAGACGAAUAUUUGGUCUUGGACCUCAACAGCAAGCAGCAUCUUCCUUUUGAAGCCGAGAGCUUCGAUGCCGUUCUGCUUGCUUUCACGAUCCAGUACCUCACUCAUCCUGAGAAGCUCCUGGCAGACAUCAGGAGAGUAUUAAAAGAUGAUGGAGUGGUCAUUGUCAGCUGGACCAGGCAUUGCUUUCCGACCAAGGCAAUCACAGCUUUCCUGGAUCGAGAUGAGGAGGGCAGGUUAGAGCUUGUGCAGAAUCUUCUGGUACAUGCAGGUUACGAUGUCGAGGUUCACCGGAGAGCGAUUCUGAACCGAGAUUUUAAGGGGUCCGACCCUCUCUACGCCUUGUCUGCUCGCAAGAACGCCCUCGGAGGAAGCAUCUACAUCUGA